Molecule: messenger RNA, 3203 nt
Organism: Oryza sativa Japonica Group (Japanese rice)
Lineage: Eukaryota; Viridiplantae; Streptophyta; Magnoliopsida; Poales; Poaceae
Product: pentatricopeptide repeat-containing protein At3g13880-like
Biological process (GO): RNA modification
Cellular component (GO): intracellular membrane-bounded organelle
Molecular function (GO): RNA binding; zinc ion binding; protein binding
Source: RefSeq, a predicted model, not a curated record
UAUUGCUUAAACCCAGCCACCCACCCAGGCCAAAACCUCGCGGUCGCGGCGAGGCAUCCGUCAGCUCAGCUCGAUGCUGCCGCGGAGGAGACGACGCCUUCUCCGACGAUCUCCCCUCCAAUCCAAUCCAACCCAAAUCAUCCCUCCUCCCCUCUCGCCGCCGCCCGCCGCCAAGCCCAGCCCCAGCCGCCCGCCUCCUGGAGCCGUCGGCGUACGGCCGCCUCCUCCUGGCCGCGUCGAGGACCCGCGCGCUGGCGCUGGGCAAGCUCCUCCACUCCCACAUGCUCCGCGCCGCCUACAGGCCGGGCCUCUUCCUGCGCAACAACCUCCUUGCCCUCUACUGCCGCUGCGGCGACAUGCGCCACGCCCGCCUCCUGUUCGACGGAAUGCCGCGCAGGGACGCCGUCUCGUGGAACACGCUCAUCGCCGGCUACUCCGGCCUGGGCUCUUGCCGCCUGGCCCUCGACGCGUUCCGGGACGCUCGGGCCAGCGGGGAUGGUGUGGAUAGGUUCACGUUCGCCGCGGCGCUUGCCUCGUGCGCCCGCGUGGGGGACUGGAGGGACGGGCGGGUGGUGCACGGGCUGGCCGUGGUGAGCGGGCUUGCACGGACCGCGUUCCUGACCAAUUCGGUCAUUGACAUGUAUGCCAAAUGUGGGAUGAUUGAUGAGGUGAGGCUGCUGUUCGAUCGAGCCGAGGAACGGGGCGAGGCUUCUUGGAACCUGCUGUUGUCAGCGUACGUGAGGAUGGGGUGGCCAGAGGUGGCAGUGAAUGUGCUUGUUUGGAUGCACCGGUCGGGGGUGAAGCUGGACAGUUUUGCUUUGGGUGGCAUCCUCAAGGCUUGCUCUGAGCUAGGUGAUUCAGAGGAUGUUCGGAGGAUGCUGCACAGUUGUGUGGUUAAGGUUGGUUUGGACUUGGAUGUGUUCGUCGGGAGUGCAAUGGUGGACAUGUACGCGAAGAAUGGGGGAUUGGAGGAGGCGAUCAAGGUAUUUGAUUGCAUCCCUAAUCAAAAUGUGGUAGUUUACAAUGCCAUGAUAGCAGGAUUUGCUCGGUUGGGUAAUGACCCGUGCCCUGAGAUUAGAAUCGAAGCAGUCACGCUUUUUUCAAACAUGCUCAAGAAGAGGAUAAAACCGUCAAAGUUUACGUUUAAGAGUGUGCUUGAAGUGUGCAAUUUGACCAAUGCAGUGCGAUGUGGUAGGCAGAUACAUGCCCAUGUCAUACUCAGUGGGCUUCAAGGUGACGAGUUUAUUGCAAGUGUGCUGAUUAACUUGUACUCAAAAGCACGGUGUGUAAAUGACAGUCUGAGAUGCUUCGAUAUGACCGUUAAAGAAGAUGUCUUCAUAUGGACAUCCAUGAUUACAGCAUUUGUGCAGAACGAGCACUUUGAGAAGGCACUAUACUUGUUUAGGGAGCUUCUCUACACCAGAAAAGGGACAGAUCAAUUCACCAUAUCAAGUGUGAUGAGUGCCUGUGCUGCUCUUUCUGUACCAACAACCUGUAAGCAGAUACACUGUCAUGCAGUCAAAACUGGUCUUGAUCAAUUUACUGUCUCUGGCAAUUCCCAGAUUGCUAUGUACAGGAAUAUAGGUGAUCUUAAGGCUUCAAAACAGACAUUUGAGCAGAUUUCAUGUCUGGACACUUUCUCAUGGUCCGCUAUGAUCCUGAGCUAUGCGGUUCAUGGCUAUGAAAGCAAGGCCCUAGAGCUCUUUGAGAAAAUGAAGAAUCUUGGUGUCAUGAUGAAUGAGAGUGCUUCUCUUGCUGCUCUUAUUGCUUGCAGCCAUCAGGGGCUGGGAGAUGAAGGUCUCAGGUACUACGAGAACACGAUACCAGAUGAUGGCUUUUCCCUGGAUGUGAAACUCAAAGCGUGCAUGGUUGACCUCCUUGGCCGUGUUGGCAAGAUAGCUGACGCUGAAGAUUUCAUAAUGAGUUCUGGAUCAGAAAAUGACCCGAUACUUUGGCAUGCACUAUUGCGUGCUUGCAGAGUCCAUGGGGACAAAGAAAGAUGUACAAAAAUUGGAGAGAAACUGAUGGAACUUGAGCCGUUUUCUGCUAGUUCAUAUGUCAUGUUGUAUAACUUAUACAUGGAUGCUGGAAAAAUCUCAUUGGCUAUGAGGACGAGAGGCCUAAUGAGAGAGCGAGGCAUCAGUAACGAAGCUGGAAUUAGUUGGACCGACUUUGGAGGAUCCAUUCAUAAUUUCAUUGAUGGAGAUAACUCCUGUUCACAUAACACAAUUCACACAACCUUGGAGGAGUUGUUGGUCAGGGUGAAACAGAAGACUGAGCAUGGUGGAACAAACAUUUGGGAGUUAGAAUUCCAAAGCAGAAAGCUUAGUGAGAGCUCAAUCAGCAGACAUGGUGAAUUAUUGGCAGUGGCUUUUGGGUUGACAACUUUGCCAUCUGUUGCUCCUGUAAGAGUUAUGAAGAAUCAGAGGAUAUCCUGGGAAAGCCACGAAACUCUGAAGUUGCUAUCAGAAGGUGAAAAUAGGGAAAUAACUGUCAGGGAUCCAACUCAUUUUCAUCAUUUUACUCGAGGCUCAUGCUCUUGUAGAGGCUACUGGUAAUUGAAGUUGAUGCCUCAUCUUGAGAGUAGGAGACUUACAAGGGUGAGAACAUUUUUAAGGUGAGCUUUCUACUGGCAGAUCAUGGAGUUUUGGACGCAAGCAAACCAAGCCAGAUGAUUCAGUUGUGGUCAGGAUAAGACUAAAGUCAAUUCAACUGAAGUUGCAUUGUUACAGCUUGUGGCUGUGCUUCAUGGUUAAUAGCAUCACGGCUCGAGAUUUUUACUCUGAUGAAACCAAGAAAGGAGAUAAAGUGCUUACUUCCCUGUUAGUUGCAUCAUUUUGACUAGCACACCUCAAAGGUUCUUAUGCAGUAUUUUGUAGUCUCAUGCUAGGUUAUACAGAAUUUUUUCACACAAUCUAGCAGUAGAGUUUCCUCGUUAGGGACUAAUUGAUCACUACUUUAGAAGCAUUCACAUAAUUAGUUCAAAUUGCAUCAAUUUUGAACUAAUUGUGAUAAUUAGUUCAAGAUAUGUGAUAAUUAUCACAAUUAUGUGAUAAUUAGUUCAAGAUAUCAUUCCUCUCAGCACACAAAUUGCGAUGAUAAAGAAAAUAAACCUAGUGCUAUGCCAAGAAGCUCAAGCCUGUAAAUAGACACUUGUUGAACAGAUAUGGACAAUAAUAUAGUUACCGUUCUUUGUAGAUUAA